Messenger RNA from Pimephales promelas (fathead minnow), 2164 nucleotides. RefSeq lists its product as uncharacterized. Gene Ontology annotation, biological process: negative regulation of apoptotic process; protein refolding; response to heat. The record is from RefSeq and is a predicted model, not a curated record. NCBI's taxonomy places the organism in Eukaryota, Metazoa, Chordata, Actinopteri, Cypriniformes, Leuciscidae. Gene Ontology annotation, cellular component: nucleus; cytoplasm.
GUUAUUUAACAGUAAUUAAUUACCUUACAAUAUUACUGUCUCAGAAUUGUAAUGCAUUACAUUACUCCUGUAUUACUGUUGAGUUACUUUUACCAAAAUGACUAUAAGCUACAGAGGUAAAACUUAACGUUGUAAAACGACUGGCUGUAACGAUAUGCGACAUGAAACUGAAAUAGCAACACUCAGAUCAACGAACCUGCAGAAUCGUGACACCCCUUGUACCUCCCAGUGUUAUCCUUACCAUCUAGAUCCAAUGCUAUCACAUCUUUAAAUUACUAUUAGUAUUAUUUGAAGUUAACAUUCUGAAAUACAUAGACGCGUUGUAACGCGUUACUCCCAACACUGAUUACAGAUAUUGCUCAGGCCAUACUGUGUAGGUUUAAAAUAAUAACCAUCUACAUAUAAAUUAUAUUGCACUCCAGGGACAGACUCCAAUAUUCAGAAAAGCAAAUAUAAUUGUGCAGUCAGCAGUACCUCUACAUUCUGCACUGAGAUUAAUAAGAGAGAGUUGGCUGCCCUGGUCCCAUUAAAGCCAGGUCCCCUGUGCACUCGUUCAUUCUGAAUCCAGGAAAUAAAGUUAACAAGCACUUAGACACCUUCACAACCUCUAUAUAGACACCUCAACACUUUAAUAGUUUCUACAACACUAUUAACAAUCAGUUCAAUAAAAACCUCUUUGCCUGCGAGAGGCUAAGCAUGACUUUGGGACUGUUAGUUCUCAUCAAACAGCUAUUUGUUGCUUCCCCUUUAGAUCUAUAAAUAUCCUUAAUUAGCGUCUCCCAUAGAGCCCUUCAGCCCCUCCGGUAGCAGAUUGAACUACCUAGCCAUCACUUCAUCCCUACAUUCUCUUCUGGUAGCAUCAUGGUUACUGCUUAGUAAGUGCUAAAAACACAAGGACGCUAUAUAAACAGUGUCUGCAAUGUCCUCCGGCCACAUUUGUCUUUGCAUUCGUUCUCUUCAGCAUCUCUUUUUGUGUAGAUAGUGCAUCUUUAAUUGUACUGUAGCGGGACCUUCCAAACAAAUUGUUAUUCCUUACUGUAGAUUUUUCAAUUUUCUCACUAUGGCGGAUGCUAUCAAGUCACCAUCCAGGUCUCAAUAUUGUCAUGAGGUACCUUGGAAUCCCCUGAGCUACAGAUGGCCCAGUGUAAUCUUUAACCAACAUUACGGCUUGCCUCCGUUACUGGACCCCCGAGACCUCAGCUGGAUCGAAGGCAUCUUCAGGAGGCUGGGGACAUCGUCUUGGCCCGGGUACUUGCGCACACCCGUGUUCGCUCCCUUUACUCAGGCCUCAGGACAGCACAUCUCUAAACUGCACAGGGAGAUGAGUGGAGGGGUGUCGGAAGUGGUUGGUGAGAUUUGCAAGUGGAAAAUUAGCUUGGAUGUCAAUCACUUUGCCCCCUCUGAGAUUACUGUCAAAAUACAGGAUGGAUUUUUGGAAAUUGCAGGAAAGCAUGAAGAAAGACAAGACGAGCACGGCUACAUUGCUAGAUGUUUUGCAAGAAAAUACAAACUUCCUGGUGGGAUCGAUGCUGACAAUCUCCAGUCACGUCUGUCCGCCGAUGGGAUCCUUACAGUGGAAGUACCAUUACCCAGCAUUCCCCUCCCUGCUGAUGUCAUUAUCCCUAUCCAGGUUGAGAUGGAGGCACCAACCGUGGGAGGAAAACAGCAAGACGGCAACGAGCCUCAAGACGCCAUUGAAGCCGAGGCUAAACCGGAAUCAUCCGAGGGAGAAACUCUCGAACCCUCUGUCUCAACUGAGCGUCCUGAGGGCGAACGAGACCAGCAGACUGUAUCUGAUGUAGAUCCAUCUAGAGAGCCACAACCCCAGUCCAUCACAGAAGCUGCAGCAGGAGCCUUUGAGUCUGGAAAAGAGCAGGUUGGAGAACCCAGUGAUGCCAUAGAGAAGGACAAAGAGGCGGUUGAGGGAGACACGGAAGAAGUCCUUGAGUCUGCAGACAAGCCUCAGGCUCCAGAGACCCCAGACACCAUCACCUCCGAGCAAGGAGAGCAGGCAGAGGUCACGCAGCCUCGGGAACUGGAGGGUGAAGAAGGAUACACAGACCCUGCCGUGACAGAAGAUGAGCAACCAACCUUUGGGCAAACCCAGGAGGUGUUCAACCCUCAGCUGGAGCUCCAAAAGAAAAUGGAUGUAGGGAAAAUGUAG